AUGGAAGAACGAAAAGAGUUCAAGGAGCCAACUAUCGUUAAAAAUGUUGAUUUGAUUUGUAUGAAAUUGAUAGUUCUCUCUAUUUGUGUUCUCGCUUGUUGCAUUUUAUUUUUCUUCGAAGCAGUUGCAGUUUCUAUCACUACUCCUAUCCAUACAUUGGAAGAGAUGAAAAAAGUGGAAGAUGAAGAAGCAAAAAUGCACUUGAAAUCUUUUAUUCUUCUCCUUUGGUCUUUUGCAGUCUACACCCUCAUUACAGAAAUGAUGACUAUUAUGACUCUCAACGACAAAAUCCGAAUUCUAGAAUCUAUAAGAUAUCGUUCGAAAAUGGAAGCAACACUGUCGUUGAUUCGUCAGAAAUCAUAUUUUGACGCAGAUGCCGUUGAUUUCAUUCUUGAAAACGAGGCGACUUAUAAAGUGGACGCAGUGAGUGAUGAGAUGGAAGUCAAGGAAAUGGUUUUUCAUCGAGUACAUGGAAUGAAUCCUCAUAAAUCUUUCUUCUAUUCUGAUUGUUAA
This is a messenger RNA of Caenorhabditis briggsae, 513 nucleotides long. The record is from RefSeq and is a predicted model, not a curated record. Bases 1 to 513 code for a protein of 170 amino acids. The transcript has 4 exons. Lineage: Eukaryota; Metazoa; Nematoda; Chromadorea; Rhabditida; Rhabditidae.